Mollisia scopiformis is the source of this 7647-nucleotide messenger RNA. Its product is annotated as SpvB-domain-containing protein. Gene Ontology annotation, cellular component: cytoplasm. The transcript is spliced from 2 exons. The coding region runs from base 1 to 7647 and encodes 2548 amino acids. NCBI's taxonomy places the organism in Eukaryota, Fungi, Ascomycota, Leotiomycetes, Helotiales, Mollisiaceae. The record is from RefSeq and is a predicted model, not a curated record.
AUGUUGUCUGCCAAAAAUACCAACUCACAGCAGCAAGAUGGUGGAAAUCAAGCCAAGGGCUCGUCCGGCGCUGAGAACCUUCCGUCCAUCUCCCUACCACAAGGUGGUGGGUCAAUUGGAGGCAUGGGAGAAAGGUUCCAAGUGAAUGGAGCGAGCGGCACUGGAUCUCUGUCGAUUCCCAUCUCGAUAUCACCGAGUCGCGAUAGCUCUGGCCCUACUUUUAGCCUCAAUUACGACUCUGGUAGUGGAAAUGGCGCAUUUGGGCUCGGCUGGAGCACAUCUGUUCCCAGUAUUACUCGAAAAACUUCACAGGGUCUCCCAAAGUAUCUGGAUGAAGAGGAAUCAGACGUGUUCCUUCUGAAUGGUGCGGAAGACCUGGUCCCACUACUGAGGACUAGAGAGAAUGGAGACCUGAUAUACGACAAGAUGACGGGCGAUCCUAUCGUGUACUUGGAAGAGCGCGACGGCUUCGCCAUUCAAAGAUACGCCCUUCGCGUGGAAUCCUCUUUCACUCGUAUUGAGCGAUGGACAAAAGUGAUCGCACCAGAAGUUGGGCAGAUCCAUUGGAGGACUAUCGGGCCAAACAACACCACCAGCAUCUUUGGGCAGAAUGAGAAUUCGCGGGUGGAGAGUUUCCAUGUCAAGGAUGGUGAGCCAAAACGACGUAUUUUCAGCUGGCUGUUAGCAGAAACCUACGAUUCUAGAGGAAACGCGACCACGUAUGAGUACAAGGCUGAGGACUCUAUCGGUGUAUCUGAAAUUGAACUGAGCGAGCGCGGCCGAACGGAGCAGGGCCGGACAACCAAUAGAUAUUUGAAGUAUAUCCGAUAUGGAAAUCGUAUUCCAAAUCGAGACUCAAAUUGGAAUGCGUUCUCUGCAUUUCAACUAAGCAAGCUAGACUGGCUAUUCAUUGUCGCAUUCGAUUACGGAGAACACGACAGGGAACGGCCUAGUCUGGAAGAAGAGGCACCAUGGUAUUGUCGAAAAGAUCCAUUUUCAACAUACCGGUCUGGGUUUGAAAUACGUACAUACCGACUGUGCCAACGCAUCAUCAUGUUUCACUGCUUUUCAGAGCAUCUAGGCAAGAGGCACUAUCCCGUAGCUUCAACAAUUUUGUCCUACGAUGAGAACCUCACCGCGUCUUACUUGACAAGAGUCCAGCGCUUUGGCCACCUGUUGGAUCAGGAUGAUUGUCACAGCAAGGCGUUCCCUCCGCUUGAUUUUGAGUACUCUCGUUUUCCCACCAACGCCGAGCUGAGCAAGCUUAUGGUGAAAGAACUUGAUCCUCCUAGCUUAGCCAACAUCCCUGCAGGUAUCGAUAGUUCAGUAUAUCGAUGGACUGAUUUGGACGGGGAAGGUAUUCCAGGAGUGCUUAUAUCACAAAAUAACAGCUGGUUCUACAAACGAAACAUGGGAACUUGCAAAAGAAAUCCAGAAGCCGAGGAGUCCGAGAAGUCUCCAAUACUUGGAGCUCUAGAAACAAUUUACUCGGUACCAUUUGUUGCACCUUCGGACGAGGCAGCCAAUUUCACGGAUGUACAAGGUGACGGAAUCUUGGACUUGGUGUGGAUGGGAACCCCAACCUGGGGCUUUUUCAGCAGGAACACUGAUUCCGACGUCGGUUGGAACGGCUUUCAAAAUUUCCGAUCUGUGCCAAAGAUCUCUCCAAAUCAAACUUUCAAGAGUAUCGAUCUUACAGGGAACGGUCUUCCGGACAUUUUGAUGUUUGAAGAAAGCGACUUUCUGUGGUUCCCUUCCCUGGGUGAAUUCGGCUAUGGGCAUAGCUCGCGGACAACUCCUGACUUGGUUGAGAAUCUUCCCCAGCUCCUCUUUGCAGAUGCCAAGCAUUCCAUGUAUCUAGCAGACAUGUCAGGUGAUGGUUUGACGGAUAUCGUUCGGAUCCGGAAUGGAGAAGUCUGUUUCUGGCCCAAUAUUGGCUAUGGUCAAUUUAGCUCAAGAGUCGAGAUGGGCAAUGUCUCUUGGUUUGCAGACGAUGAUGCUUUCAAUCCAAAGAAUAUUCGUCUUAUCGACAUUGAUGGUUCUGGUACCACUGACAUCUUGUACGUGGGAUCCCAUGGAGUGGACAUGUACCUUAACCAAUCUGGCAACAGUCUAAGUGCUCGAAAGCGUCUGACCAUCUUUCCUUCAAUUGAUGCCAAUAGCAGUAUCGAUGCAGUCGAUCUCUUUGGAAAUGGGACUGGUUGCUUAGUAUGGUCCACAUCCCUACCUGGCAAUGCCAAUGCAUCGAUGAAGUAUGUCGACUUCACCAACGGCUCCAAGCCUCACCUACUGGUGCGCAAAAUCAACAAUUGCGGCUUAGAGAUAUCAAUUGACUAUGCGCCCUCUACCGAAUUUUAUCUCAAAGACAAGGAAAUGGGCCGAAAAUGGCUAACGCGCCUUCCUUUCCCCGUGCAUUGCGUGCAGAAAGUUGAAACAGUGGACCAUGUCAGUCGUGUUCGAUUCAUGCAACGCUACGCAUAUCACCACGGCUAUUACGAUGGCUACGAAAGAGAGUUUCGAGGUUUUGCAAUGGUUGAUGAAUGGGACACCGAAGAAAUAGACUUUGCAUCAUCAACUACAUCAGCAGACAACCUUGACCCUGCUUGGCGUCUUCCACCAACGCAUACGAAAUCUUGGUACCAUACGGGCUCGAUUCCCGCUAAAUCUAAGCCUCCACUGAAUUCUGAAUACUUUCAACUUGAGAAUUCUUUCUUAGGUCGCAAGAAUAAUCACACUGGCCCCAUUCUUGGUGAUUCCAUUCUUCCGGAGGUUGAGGAUUACAAUUCGAUCAGAGAAUGCUACCGAGCACUAAACGGAACGCUUCUCCGCCAGGAGGUUUAUGCAGAUGACAAAAGCUCGAAGGCGCAUAUUCCGUAUAUGAUCUCGGAAUUCAGUUCUGAGGUUCGGCUGAGACAGCCACUGGAUCUUCAUGGGCAUGCGCUGGCUGUUGUCAAUCCCCGGGAAAGUUUGAUCAUCAAUCUAGAGCGUAGCUUGGAUGAUCCCCGGCUGCGACACCGUAUGACCCUCCAGAUUGACCAAUGGGGAAAUGUACUGAAAAGUGUCGAUAUCUCUUACGGACGAAUCUCUAGCCCAUUAGUGGGACAUGACGCCGCGGUACAGGAAAGAACGCAUCUAACACUCAUCGAGAACGAUAUGACAAACCAUGUUGAUGAAAGUGACGAUUAUUUGCUUCCAAGUGUAUUCGAAACACAAUCGUUCGAAAUUCUUGGUUGGCAAAACAAUUCAAAAUGGUUCCAAUUUUCUCAGCUGCGGACCGAAAACUUUGCUGACUUCGAGGAAGUCCCUUUCGAGAACUGGAAAUGGGAUGCUGUGGGAAAACGAAAGCGACUCUUGAACAGAUCACGUAUUCAAUACCGAAGCAAUGACUUGCGAAGGGUAUUGCCCCUAGGGUGUAUGGAAAGCUUGGCUCUUCCCGGGCAAACAUUUUCUUUGAGGCUCACACCUGGGCUUUUGAGUCUAUACAAUAGAGAAACACCUGAUGGUUCAAAUGGAGAGCUAAUUCCAGAUCUUUGUGACACGCUUGCAACCAAGGGGAGAUUUGUGGAUCUAGAUUCUGACGGGAAUUGGUGGACUCAAUCAGCGACUACCUAUUUCUCCGCUGAAGACACAACUCCGGAGGAGGAGCUUUCAGUUGCCAAGACAAACUUUUGGCUCCCACUUCGAACCAUGGAUCCGUUUGGCAAUAGCCACACUGUCGAGUAUGACCAAUACAAUCUGCUUCCCAUUGAGACAGUCGACGCUCUCGGGAACAAAGUUCGAUGUUCUCAUGACUAUCGUGUCCUCUUUCCACACUCCAUCACUGAUCCCAAUGGUAACAUCUCCAAGCACGUUUUCGAUGAGUUGGGCUGUAUAACUGCCACUGCUGUGAUGGGUAAACCUGGGGAGGACGUUGGCGAUUCAUUGGAUGAUUUCAAGCUGGCCAGUGCAAACGAUCUUCAUCAAUUUUUCACGAAACCAGAAGACCAGAUUGCAAGGAAGCUGCUUGGAAAUGCUACCACACGAACACUCUACAAUAUCUUGCAAUACUGGCUUGAACCGGAUCCCGCCCAGAAACUGCCUAUAGUAAACGCAACGAUAUCGCGAGUCACACAUGCGAGCCACAGUAUCCCCGAGGCUGUCAAAAUGCAAAUCAGUUUCGCUUACCAUGAUGGAUUCGGUCGCGUAUUACAGGUCAAGGCACAAUCAGACUCCGCCAAAACAAUGGAUGAAGUCUGGUUGACAAGCGGAUGGAGUAUUCUUAAUAACAAAGGAGGUCCAGUGAAACAAUACGAACCAUACCUUGACAGCACCCAUAAUUUCAUUUUUGGCAACGAGGUUGGCGUUUCUUCCACCACAGUUUACGAUCCACUUGGCCGUUCGAUUGCCGUUCUCUAUCCCGAUCAUACUUUCAGCAAGACCAAUUUUGACAACUGGAUGACUAAAACGUACGAUGCCAACGACACGGUGUUGAUGAAUCCUAAAAAAGACUCAGACAUCGGACAUUUUCUUCGGCUGUUGCCAGAUUCAGAAUGCCUUCCGACGUGGUACGAGAAACGUAUAGAUGGUAGCAUGGGCCGACCAGAACAGCUUGCAGCCAUACAAUCUGCCUCGCACGCUGAUACACCAUCGGUCUCCCACUUAGACUCUCUCUCCAUGGACUUCCUUGCUAUUGAUGACAAUGGAGCUGAGGGUCUAUACGAAACUCGCUCUGAGUGUGAUGGACAAGGGCUAGUAAGAAAAGUCGUAGAUCCAGAGGGCAGAAUCGUCGAGUGCUCCGACUACGACAUGUCUGCCACCAUCAUCCACAAAUCGAACAUGGAAUCAGCUGAAAGAUGGGUAUUGUUUGACACCUCUGGUGCAACCUUUUUGAGUUGGGACUCUCAGAUGCAUCGAGUCGAGAAUGUGUAUGAUGCUCUACGGCGGCCUGUCAAAUCGAUCUUGCAAGCCCCGGAACAUGACAGAUUGGUAGUAGAUUGUAUCGUGUAUGGAGAAAGUGUCUCAAACGCAGAGGAUCACAACCUCCGCGGUCGACCGAUCAAGAUAUGUGACCAGGCUGGUGUCGUUUUCCAAGACGAAUAUGAUUUCAAGGGGAAUCUGGUGUGCUCAAAACGGCAAGUCGCAAAUGACUACAAGAACUACCUAGACUGGGACAGUGAUGUUGCUUUAGAACCGGCGGUGUUCGUAUCAACGACUUCUUUCGACGCCCUAAAUCGUCCUGUCAAGAUAGUGAUGCCAGACAACUCCAAGCUGUGGCAUCAUUACAACAAAACUGGCUUGCUGCAGUCAGUGACUGCUCAAGUCAAAGGGGAGGGGGAAAUUGUUACCUUCGUCCGCAAUAUAGAGUACAAUGCCAAAGGGCAGGAGGUUUGCAUUGAAUUCGGCAACAACACAAAGACUACCAGAUCUUACGACCCGUUGACUUUCCAACUGACCAAAUUGGUAACCCAUCGAAGUUCAAGAUCAUUCCCGGGUGAUUGUACAGAAUCUUCCAAACCAUCAUGGCCAGGCUCCAAUCUUCAGAACUUACACUACACACAUGACGCUACUGGGAACAUAACCUAUUUGAAGGAUGAUUCUCAACAGACCAUCUUCUACCAAAACAAGCGUGUGGAGCCAAGCACCGAGUAUACGUAUGAUGCUCUUUCCAGACUUGUCAAAGCUUCUAGUCGUGAACACCAAAGUUCGUCGGACUUUGGAGGAAUUUCCAAAUACGUCCAGCAUCCACAAGAUGGUCGAGCGAUGAACCGAUAUGUGGAGACGUAUCGUUAUGACAAAACUGGAAAUAUUCAAACGAUGCGCCAUGAAGGAAGCGGCGAGAAUCAGUCAUGGACAAGACGCUACGAGUACGCAGAACGAAGCUUACUGCAGCCAGAAAAGUGCAACAACCGUCUCUCAUACACGUCCACCGGCUCUGUAACGCAGGAAUAUAAAUACGAAGGGCUCGCUGGACUUCAAGGAAAUGCUACAGCUGUCCCUGGUCUCCCAGUCAUGAAGUGGGAUUACCAAAAUCAGCUUCGCAUGACGGCCAGACAGAAGGUUAGCAGGGAAGAUGGGACGCCAGAAACUACAUGGUACGUGUACGACUCUUCCGGUCAACGAGUCCGCAAAGUCGCAGAACGACACGCCGGUCCAGGUGAGGAGCCAACCAAGCUUAAGGAACGUCUCUACGUUGGAACUGAAAUCUUUCGACGUUUCAAUGGUUGUGAAGAAGUCACUCUGGAGCGAGAAACAUUGCAUAUCGGCUCGAACGCUCUAGUCGAGACAAGGACUAUCGGUGAAGAAGCACAUACACCUCGCCAGCUCGUCCGAUACCAGAUUCCGACCACCCUGUCUUCUGUUUCUCUUGAACUGGAUGAUCAAGCACGCAUUUUGACAUAUGAGGAGUACACUCCUUACGGAAGCACCUCGUAUAGUGCAGCUCAAUCUAGUCUGGAAGCUCCCAAGCGGUAUCGAUACACAAGCAAAGAACGUGAUGAAGAAAACGGGCUGUAUUACUAUGGAGCUCGCUACUAUUCUCCUGAUGUGGCCCGAUGGAUCAACUGCGAUCCGGCAGGUCUGGAAGAUGGCUUGGAUGUCUACGUCUACGUUGGAUGCAAUCCGAUAAACUUCAACGAUCCAGAUGGACUGAGUGGCACACCAGAAGAUAUCAAGAAGAAACUGAAGGAACCGAAACCUAAGGGUAAAGUGGUGAGAAGCGCGAACAUGAUAAUCAAUCAUUUCACGAGGCUUCCUCCGGGUAGUUUCUUAGGUGCUGAAGGUCGUCCUAUCUCUUCCAGCAGCUCCUCUUCCAGUAGUUCUUCUAGUAGUUCUUUCACAAGCAGCAGCUCCAAUACCUCUGUCACUGCACCACUUGCCAGCUCAAGCGCUGUGCAGCCGUUCCACUCCUCCGCGUCCUCACCAGCAACCACACCCUAUAGCUAUAGCGCGCAAAGUUCUUCUGGUUUGACCAGCUCCAGCAGCUCCAGCAACUGGGGUAAUUGGGGUAGCGCCAGUAGCUCCAGUAGCAGCUCAAGCUCAUCUUCGUCAUCAUCAAGAGGUUAUGAUUUGAACGCACGCAUCACGCAAGCUUCGAACAUGAAUGCUACGCGACUUGCCAUGGCAACAGCAAAUCCACCAGGAAAAAGUCCAGACCAGAGUCACAGAGUUCCUUUGGCAUUCAAGGUGCUGACGGACGAAAUCGACCGGAACUUGGAGGAUAGAUCACUAGUAAUCGGGAUCAACUCGUAUCACAACUUAAGAGAUAUGUCUAGUGACAGACAUAGCUGGCUAACUUACCAGGGAUAUGAUGUGAUCUGGGAAGCUUUCAUUCGGAACGACGGAGACCUAGCUUAUCAUCUCAACGAGGGAGAUGCAUUAUCGGCCAGGAACAGGAUUAUGGCUUUCUUGAACCACCUUGAAGGCAGGCUACAGAUUACUGACAGCAUUUCUCUCAUAAAGUAUCAAUACGAGGACGAGCGAGUUGCAGCUUAUGAGAAGAUUUAUGCUUACAGAUUGGACAACUCUAAACCGAAACCAGCCGAAAACGAUGAGGCGAUCAGGAUCAAGGGAGACCGGUGGGCUCUUGGCGUAGAAAAGGCAGCGCAAUUGCGAGAGGGUAUCCGAAUUAAGCAUGAAUUGAGCAUAAUACACGACGUCGAAAUGCACUAG